Molecule: messenger RNA, 496 nt
Organism: Magnolia sinica
Lineage: Eukaryota; Viridiplantae; Streptophyta; Magnoliopsida; Magnoliales; Magnoliaceae
Product: pectinesterase inhibitor 10-like
Exons: 2
Coding region: 1-468 (155 amino acids)
Source: RefSeq, a predicted model, not a curated record
AUGUUUUUCUUCAUUUCCUUACGCCAAAACACCCUAAAUCCUUCAUUUCCUUAUGCCAUCGCUGUCUGCGUCUCCCUCUCCCUCUCCCUCUCUCAAUCUCCCUCAAUCUCCCUCUCCCAAUCUCCCUCAAUCUCCCUCCAUCGAUCUCCCUCUCCCGAUCUCAACCCUCUCUUUCGAUCUCCCUCUCCCGAUCUCAACCCUCUCUCUCGAUCUCCCUCUCCCUCUCCUUCUCCCUCCCUCUCCCUUGAUCUCCCUCUCCCUCCUCCAAUCUCGACCCUCUCUCUCUCAAUCUCCCUCUCCCUCGAUCUCCCUCUCACUCUCCCUCCCUCUCUUGAUCUCCCUCUCCCUGUAACAUCCCUCUCCCUGCAUUUCCUCUCAUAUGAAAGAUGCAGUCAUGCAUUUGAAUCUGUGGAAGAAGGUAUUUGUAUAGGAGAGAUUUGCUUCUUGCAUCAGAGUUCAAUAUCAUGAAUGAUUAUAUGAUGUCAAGUUUGUCAAU